AUGUCUUCCGACCUCAAACCUCUCCGCAUUGUCAUGGCCGGCGAUGACGCCGGCUACGACUACAAAAACACCCUCAAACAGCACCUCGAAAAGAGUCCCAUGGUCGAAUCCAUCGUCGACGUCGGCGUCACCUCCACCACUGACAAAACCCCCUACCCGCACCCAGCCGUCGAAGCCGCCAAACUGAUUGCAGAGGGUAAAGCUGAUCGGGGCCUCUUCAUCUGCGGCAUUCGCGCCGUAACUGCCCACGACCCCUUUUCCGUUGAGCGUUCCAUUCUCAGCAACGACGCCCAGGUUCUUUGCUUCGGGCAACGGGUUAUUGGUAUUGAAUUGGCUAAGAAGCUUGCUUCGGACUGGCUUACGUAUCGAUUUGAUCCUAAAAGCUCCUCUGCUGCGAAGGUGCAGGCUAUUUCCGAAUAUGAGCGGCAGCUCAAGGUCUAA
Molecule: messenger RNA, 441 nt
Organism: Talaromyces stipitatus ATCC 10500
Lineage: Eukaryota; Fungi; Ascomycota; Eurotiomycetes; Eurotiales; Trichocomaceae
Product: ribose-5-phosphate isomerase B, putative
Exons: 2
Coding region: 1-441 (146 amino acids)
Biological process (GO): carbohydrate metabolic process
Cellular component (GO): intracellular anatomical structure
Molecular function (GO): isomerase activity
Source: RefSeq, a predicted model, not a curated record